GUUUAUUAUUUAAAUGGCCUCUAUUUCAAGACGCCACAAUAGAUUCAGUAACGCGGCAGACGACAGCCAAAACAAUGACAGUAAUGAUGGUGUGUCUGAAGAUGUCACUGAAAGCGAAGUCAGAAAUGAUGAUGCAAACACAAGAAAUACCACCCGAAACCAAUCAAGCGGUAGUCGUGUUACUUGGAACGGACACAUGCUAACCUCUAUGGGAGCUUCAACAAGACUCGGCAGUUCUGUGCAGGGAACAAACCUGUCUACAAUGAUGACAAAUAAACACUAUCGUACUGUUGUUGGUAUUGAAAUAUCAAACUGGACAAAAUAUCACCUGACCAGUCCUGAAGUAUACAUAUAUUCAGGUUAUAUUUCAGCGCCGCCAGUUUCAGUCCAACCUGGUCAAAAAGAGGUUAUGAUAGCACACAAACACGGUUACACAAUGACAGGGUCAAGUGGAAUUGUAUCAUGGUUAAUUAAAGACAGAGAAAAACGUGUAGUGAUCGUGUGGGGAUCGCCAUUUAUAGCCAGCAAUACCAUGGCAGUUGGUUUAACUACUGUAGGAAACGAUAAUCAUGAUAAUACCUGGUUCAAUACAAUUACUCAAAGGAAAAGUGAUACGAAUCUUGUAUACAAAUAUUUUACUUAUAACAAUUCAAUUAAAGAAAUAUUGGUAGAAGAUGACGAUUUUCAAAUAUGUGGUUUAAUGGGAACCAGUCAUAAACCGGAAGUCAAAAUAACUGUCCGGCCAACAAAUAAGUUGGAUCUGUCUACUGUUGGGUUACAAUGAAAAUAGUGCUGGUGUAACAAAUCAGUACCUGUGAUUUUGAUG
Mytilus trossulus (common blue mussel) is the source of this 826-nucleotide messenger RNA. RefSeq names its product tereporin-Ca1-like. Lineage: Eukaryota; Metazoa; Mollusca; Bivalvia; Mytilida; Mytilidae. The record is from RefSeq and is a predicted model, not a curated record. Bases 14 to 784 code for a protein of 256 amino acids. The transcript is spliced from 3 exons.